GUUCACAUGCGAAUCCUGCCUGCGAUUAUAGUCCAAAUCUGACUCAUUCUUGCCCACAUUCCUGAGUCGACCCCAUUGCUUUGUCCGUCGUUGCUCCAUUGCUGCAUGACCACACAGGGCUCUGCCACAGAGAGGAUUGCACCAAUACAGGCAAGCUUCUCCCUGGACUUUUCAAGUUUAUCAUCCUGGCCAGUUUGGAGGACCGAUGCGCAUGAGGAGAAAUUUGACUAACUAGGAAUCAGACUACGUUAUUUCCAGUCGUCUGAGCAGAGUGGAGGCCUCUUGCAUCAUAUGGCUGGAACCAAACCUACCAAAGAAGUCUGAAGAGAAAUUCUUCUGCUGGAUUUUUCCUGUUGCAUUUGCAGGACAGCAACUUGUUUUUUUUAUUUGAGUGACCUUAAACAACCUUCCUGACCUUGAGUGCAUACAACAAAACUAACACCAGGAAGACUUUUUUUGUGUCUAAGAUCCAAAGAUGGACCCCUUGACAGACAGUCCACGUGUGCGCUCAGAUAGCAUGAGUAGUUCAGCGUCUCAGGGCUCAAGGUCCAAGACGCUCCUCCGCCAUCGUUUGACCCAGCUGCUGACCUGCAUUGAGGACAUGAGCUCUGACGAUGAAGCCAAUGAAGAAGUGUCCCGCACACUGGAUGAAGCGUUUCAGCUUUGUGGGCGCUUUAUCCCCACUGACGCAUUCAGGUUGCACAUGGUGACCUGGAACGUGGCCACAGCGGAGCCUCCUGAGGACGUCAUCUCUUUGCUGCAACUAGACGUCCAACCCCCCACAGACCUCUAUGUGAUUGGCCUGCAGGAGGUGAAUGCUGCCCCUGUGAGGUUCUUCUCUGACCUGCUGGUGGAGGACUCUUGGAGCCACGUCUUCAUGAACACUCUGGCACCUAGAGGCUUUGUCAAGGUCACAUCAAUAAGGAUGCAGGGUUUGCUGUUGCUGCUUUUUGCCAAACAAAUUCAUCUCCCCUACAUCAGAAACAUCCAGACCACCUAUACUCGUACUGGCAUCUUUGGCUACUGGGGAAAUAAAGGAGGAGUGUCCGUGCGUUUUUCCUUCUAUGGCCACAUGGUGUGCUUCCUUAACUGCCACCUAGCAGCUCACAUGAACUACGCUCUGCAGCGUGUUGACGAGUUUGAGUACAUCCUGGAGACACAAGACUUUGACAUCUCUGACACCCCACAUGUCCUGGACCACAAGGUGGUCUUCUGUUUUGGCGACCUGAACUUUCGUAUCGCAGACCACGGCUUGCACUUCCUCCGCUCGUCCAUCAACAGCGGACGCCUUAAUUUGCUGUGGAACAAAGACCAGCUUAUCAUGAUGAAGAAGAACGAACCUUUCCUGCAGGAAUUUGAGGAAGGGUCAUUGAAUUUUAAGCCCACCUACAAGUUUGACCGUAACUCUGAUACCUAUGAUACCAGUGGCAAGAAAAGGAAACCUGCCUGGACCGAUCGGAUCCUCUGGCGGAUCAAACCCAAAGCCCCGCCUUCAGAGGAUGAUGAUGAGAAGGCAUCGACUUCUUCUGACGAUGGACUUGAUGAGUAUCCACUCCUGGUCACUCAGGAUAAAUACACCAGUGACAUGAGCUAUGGAGUCAGUGACCAUAAACCUGUCAUUGCAACCUUCAGUCUAGAGCUAAGGAAGUUCUUUGACACAGCACUGGUGCACAUAUCUCCUGAGGGUGUAUGGAGCGCCGACCAGAAUGCACUUCUUAACUACACCAUCCAAGAGGACUUCAUGUCCUCCACAUGGGACUGGAUUGGCCUGUACAAGGUGGGAUUCAAGAGUGCAUCUGAUUAUGAAACCUUUGUGUGGGUCAGAGAGGCUGAGUUGCCAGAGAUAAACGAAGUCAUACAGAUAUCGAUGGAUAAGGAUGAGAUCCCUCUGCUAGGUGGACAGUAUCUUUUGGGUUACUACAGUACAAACAUGCAAAGCAUUGUUGGCCUCAGUGCUGACUUCCAGAUUCUGGAGUCAAAGCGUGCCAUCAUGGAGGGCCUUGUUCCUGAGAACAUCAACGGGCUCAACAAAUAAGAAAUAAUCACAUCAGUGCCACAUCUUAUUCCUCUCCCCUGGAAAUUCACACAUAAUUGAUUCAGAUUUUCAGAUGCCCUAAUAUCGUUUUCUUAAUCUACAGGAUAAGCUGACUUAGUCGUUAAAGGCCAGCACACUGUGCCAUCACAUGGACCGUAAACUUGAAUGUGUUCUUUCUAACUUUGCCUUGAAGGAGUUCACUUCAAGUCAGAUUCACUCUUGCUGGAACAGUUAUAACCACAGGCCUUUUUUAAGAGCAGGAUACAUGAACAAUAAGUUAAGUAUUGUUUCUGAAAGUAGAGGAUAUGCAGCGCAGGUCAAUAGAGUCAAUACAGAAAAUAGAUAUUGCUUUGGUCUACACUCGUGCCAGUGCAAUUCUAUGUUGGUGCUGGCUGUUCUUCUUUAUCUGUAUUGCCAUAAAGCAGAAAUAUGCAUCUGGUAAUUGAGUCUUGCUAUGGAUUAUUUGCACCAACUAUCGGAUCCAAGUGUUUUAGGGUGGAAUUAUAAUGAUGAGAGAAAGAUUUAAAAUAUAAUGCACACAUGAAUUCCUCUAAGAACAUUUGAUGUAAGAUGUGGAUGUUGAUGUAGACCUGUCAAUGUCAUAUAUUGCUUUAUAACAAAUGUAUGCAAUAAUGUAAGUCUAAUGUGUAUCAUGACAGACUCUAAGGCAUAAUAUUAUAUAUUGAAUUUAAGUGGAUUUAAAGAUUUUAAUUAAUUAUUUAUCUAUCUUGCUCUAAAUGUCUUAACUGUAGUUUCUCACACUAGUGCAAUACAGGAUGCCUUUUCUAUUCCAAUGAUUGAUGAUUGUUGUCAUAGAAGUGUCAAAAUGUAUCUGUGUGUGUGUGUGUGUGUGUGUGUGUGUGUGUGUGUGUGUGUGUGUGUGUGUGUGUGUGUGUGUGUGUGUGUGUGUGUGUGUGUGUGUGUGUGUGUGUGUGGGAAAUGAGCAUUUAGAUUUAGUAAUCAAUGUAUUGAUUUGGUGAUGCCUACGUGAUUCUCUGUGUUUACGUUGGGGGGAAGUCAGAUCAGACUUACACUGUAAUACUUUCUCCUACAUGUGUGUGGAAGUGUGUAUAUUUGAUUGACUGAUGAAGUGAAUAAUGUCACAGCAACAGAACACAAUCAGUUUGUGUAUUUGCAUUACGUUAUCCGUUGUUGUAAAGACCGUAUAUGAAGUGAUGUGACUUCUUUUUAAAAUGUUCAAACAGGACUUCUGUUUUCCUCUUAAUGAAAAUGUGUUAAACCCCCCCCCAAAAAAAUGUUUGAAGUCUAAUUAAAACUGAAAAUUUCAAGCAGACUGUUAAGGUUUAUUGACAUAUUAAAUAAGAUUUGUGAUUGUAUCGUAUUCAUAAAAAUCAUACAACAUGUAACUAUAAGGUUAAUAACGGAUCAGUGGGACAAGUGAGAGUUCUAAGUAAUGUAAAUGACCAAUAAUUCAGCCCCUCCAGACAAAUAUUAAGACAUAUGGUCUGCGUGGAAGUGUGUCUGAUACGUUUCUUCCACAAAAAAUGAUAAUUUCCAUAUUAAAUACCUCAAAAAGGC
Messenger RNA from Dicentrarchus labrax (European seabass), 3574 nucleotides. RefSeq names its product inositol polyphosphate-5-phosphatase Kb (gene inpp5kb). Gene Ontology annotation, molecular function: phosphatidylinositol-3,4,5-trisphosphate 5-phosphatase activity; phosphatidylinositol-4,5-bisphosphate 5-phosphatase activity; inositol bisphosphate phosphatase activity. Bases 476 to 2035 code for a protein of 519 amino acids. The transcript has 12 exons. The record is from RefSeq and is a predicted model, not a curated record. Gene Ontology annotation, biological process: negative regulation of phosphatidylinositol 3-kinase/protein kinase B signal transduction; negative regulation of glycogen biosynthetic process; phosphatidylinositol dephosphorylation. Gene Ontology annotation, cellular component: cytoplasm; ruffle; endoplasmic reticulum. NCBI's taxonomy places the organism in Eukaryota, Metazoa, Chordata, Actinopteri, Moronidae.